UGUGAUUUAUUUGUUCUCUUCAGGUCUGUUAUUGUUUGUGUAACUGUAUUAUGGGAGCUGUAAAUUUGCUCUAUUGUCAGCUGCAAGUUAUCUAUAUUGAGUUUUCAAACAAAUUGUUAUUUCUAAUAUUCUAAUCCUCUUUAUUCUUGAAUCCUUUCCGCAGAGAUGGUCGAUUCAUUAGGUGGUUCAUGUUUUGAACGAUUUCUUCUGCUUUUUUGGUCACAAAUUGGAGGAAGAUAUUUUUCUACAUCAUCAUGGUUCGAGAAAAAGAUGUCUGUUGGGAAUACUGUGAGAAGUUAGAAGGAAAUAAGGUGAGAUGUAGAUUUUGUCAAAAAGUUCUGAAUGGGGGUAUUAGUAGAUUGAAACAUCAUCUUUCUCGACUGCCUAGUAAAGGUGUUCAUCCAUGUAGCAAAGUAAGGGAUGAAGUAACUGAUAGGGUAAGGGGCAUUAUAGCACUAAAGGAGGAAGGGAAAGAAGCUGCUAGUGCUAAAAAGCAACGGCUUGCAGAAACUAAACCUCCUGUAAAUAUGCCUGCAAGUAAAACUCUCAUUUCUAUGGAAGCAAUGACACCGAUCACAAAAGUAUUUCCUUCUGGCACACAGAUGGCCCCAUCACCUUCGUUUGACAGGGAAAAUGCCGAGAGAAGUAUUGCUUUGUUCUUUUUUGAGAAUAAACUGGACUUCAGUGUUGCUCGUUCUUCUUCCUAUCAAUUGAUGAUGGAAGCAGUAGCAAACUGUGGUCAUGGCUUUCGAGGCCCAUCCUCAGAAACCCUGAAGACCACAUGGUUAGAGAGAAUGAAAACGGAAGUGAGCCAACAAUCAAAAGAAAUUGAGAAAGAGUGGGCCACCACUGGUUGUACGAUCAUUGCAGAUACAUGGACAGACAACAAAUCAAGAGCUCUGAUAAACUUCUUAGUGUCAUCGCCGUCAGGAACCUUCUUCCACAAAUCUGUAGAUGCCUCCACCUAUUUCAAGAACACAAAAUGGCUUGCGGAUUUAUUUGAUUCAGUCAUUCAAGAUUUUGGCCCGGAAAAUGUUGUUCAAAUAAUCAUGGAUAAUGCUCUGAACUAUGUUGGUGUUGGGAGUCAAAUCAUGCAAAACUAUAGCACCAUUUUCUUGUCUCCUUGUGCUUCUCAUUGUUUGAAUUUGAUCUUGGAAGACUUCUCUAAAAUUGAUUGGGUUAAUCAAUGUAUCCUACAAGCACAAACUAUUUCUAGGUUUGUAUACAAUCAUACAUGGGUGCUUGAUCUAAUGAAAAAAUUCACUGGGGGGCAAGAAAUUGUUCGGACCGGUAUCACAAAGUCUGUGUCAAAUUUUCUCUCCUUGCAGUCCAUGUUGAAACAGAGGUCAAGACUGAAGCACAUGUUCAAUAGUCCAGAUUAUUCAACUAAUCCUGCUUAUGCUAAUAAACCACAGAGCAUAUCAUGUAGAGCCAUCCUUGAGGAUAAUGACUUCUGGAGAGCAGUUGAAGAGUGUGUGGCUGUUUCUGAGCCUUUACUGAAAGUGUUGAGGGAGGUUUCUGGUGGAAAACCUGCUGUGGGGUCCAUAUAUGAGUUUAUGACCAAGGCCAAGGAAUCUAUUAGGACAUAUUAUAUUAUGGAUGAGAAUAAAUGCAAGACGUUUUUAGACAUAGUGGAUAGAAGGUGGCAAAACCAGCUCCAUUCACCUCUACAUGCAGCCGCAGCAUUUCUGAAUCCUAGUAUUCAAUACAAUCCUGAAGUUAAAUUUCUUGGCAUGAUAAAGAAAGAGUUCCUUGAUGUUUUGGAGAAACUUCUACCAACACCCGAAUUGAGGCAUGAUAUGACUGGACAAAUUUUUGCAUUUAAAAAGGCACAAGGGUUGUUUGGUUGUAGCCUAGCAAGAGAGGCACGCAAUACAAUAUCACCUGGUCUCUGGUGGGAACAGUAUGGUGAUUCUGCCCCUGGACUGCAACGGGUUGCCGUUAGAAUUCUCAGUCAAGUUUGCAGUGCUUCCACUUUUGAGAGAAAUUGGAGCACAUUUCAGCAGAUCCACUCUGAGAAGCGCAAUAGGCUUGAUAAAGAGACUUUGAAUGACCUUCUUUAUAUAAAUUACAACCUCAAGCUAGCAAGCCGGAUGAAAGGGAAGCCCAUAGAGACUGACCCUAUUCUAGUUGACGACAUAGACAUGACUUCAGACUGGGUAGAAGAGUCAGAAAACCCCAGUCCAACUCAGUGGCUUGAUCGGUUUGGUUCUGCUUUGGAUGGUGGUGACUUGAAUACAAGACAAUUUAGCAAUGCCAUGUUUGGUGCAAAUGACCACAUCUUUGGUUUGUGAUUGUGCCAACUUUUAUUGCCUAGUACUUAAUUUGUGGGGUUUCAUUCAUAAUUUUGUUUUAGUGUGCCUUAGUUUGGAUCCUCCUUUAGCAGUUACAGUUCUUUAUUUAUGACAUGUAUAUUAAUGAAAUAUGUAAUAUUAUCUUGUUAAGGAAUCUGCCUUUUGCUUUCUAGUGAGAAACAUCGCAUGAACAGAAUGUUGCUAAAAUUAUAGAAAAUGAAAAUUUUCUUUUGUGCCUUUUCUGAUUGCACAAAGUUAUAAAUUAUGCUUAUGC
This is a messenger RNA of Telopea speciosissima, 2568 nucleotides long. RefSeq lists its product as uncharacterized. Bases 255 to 2294 code for a protein of 679 amino acids. Gene Ontology annotation, molecular function: DNA binding; protein dimerization activity. NCBI's taxonomy places the organism in Eukaryota, Viridiplantae, Streptophyta, Magnoliopsida, Proteales, Proteaceae. The record is from RefSeq and is a predicted model, not a curated record. The transcript has 3 exons.